GAUCGAGCUCGUCAGUCCAUUGUACAAUGUCAAAACGAGCUGCAGGGUUCAAAUCCGACGAAAAGAAAAAGAAGGCGAAAACCUACCACAUCUCCAAGGAGAAAUCACCACGGAAGGGAGGAUUCUGCAUCGAAACUAAUGUUGCUGGAGUGAUGGUUAUGUGUGCUAGAAAGAAGGAGGAUCGCGCAGUGAGAGAAAUUCUAGACAUUUUCAACGAGUACGCAGAUAAAUUAUAUCCAGCGGAAGCAUCCAAAGAGGAGGAGGAGGAAAAUGAAGAGGAAGAGGAAGAUAUUGAAGCUAUGAUUGCAAAAGAAGUGAAGGCAAUGUCUAAUAAGCCAAAAUCCAAGAAACGAUUUGUCAAUCUUCAAACUGAUACUGAUUGUGUACUAUUCAUUCGAACAAAUCCUCCCGUUGACCCCGUUUCUUUUGUACACCAUAUUUUGACGGACAUUAAGACGACACAAAAGAAGCGCACACGAUUCGUGUCACGUUUGCUCCCCGUCGCGAAGACAUGUAAUUCAAAUAUACCGGAAAUUGUCAGAAUGGCUGAAGAAUUGUUCAAGCCUUACUUUCAUACUGCUGGAGAGGAUGGAAAAAUAGAGCCAAAGAAGUUUGCUAUUGUUUGCCGAAUCCGGAAUUGCGAAAAGAUGGAUAGACAGGAGCUCACCAAAAGCUUGGCUGGUGUGGUUGGAAAAGAUCAUACUGUCGAUCUCGUGAACCCAGACCUUGUCAUUAUUGUUGAAAUCAUCCAGACCAUUGGCAUGAUUUCUGUUGUCAAAGAUUUCUACGAUCUCAAAAAGUAUAAUAUAGAGAGCAUCUGCGGGCUCAAUGAAAAGAAGGAUGAAUAAACGGUCAAUAUAGAGUGGUUCUAUGUUUGUAUUAUUAGCGAUAUAAUUUUUUUUUGUACAGUUAUAUGUUUCAAAGAUAAUUGGAGUCUAUUUAACGAUGUCGGAGCAGGAGGAGCAUCAGGGCUAUGUGGGUUUUACCCCAAAUGCCUGCAUUUUAGAUAUCAAUACGUCGAUAUUGUCAUCUGUAUCUACACUCAUUGAUCGCAUGCGUUCAACUAUCAAGGGUACAUCAAGAUCGCCUUCGAUGCCAUUAGAGGAUGGCAUCGAUUUAGAAAGCAAGGUAUUUGACAAGCCAUAAUUUGGCGGUGCCGCGGCUGUUCCAUUGGCAACUUGCUCGAUAUGCCGCUCCCGGAUAUGCUCCAAAAGUAAUGAGGUUAU
Messenger RNA from Umbelopsis ramanniana AG, 1226 nucleotides. RefSeq lists its product as uncharacterized. The transcript has 6 exons. Gene Ontology annotation, biological process: tRNA modification. The record is from RefSeq and is a predicted model, not a curated record. Gene Ontology annotation, molecular function: RNA binding. The coding region runs from base 27 to 848 and encodes 273 amino acids. NCBI's taxonomy places the organism in Eukaryota, Fungi, Mucoromycota, Umbelopsidomycetes, Umbelopsidales, Umbelopsidaceae.